ACAAUUUAGGUCGAAUCGGUUGCGAAUUUUUAAGGGAUGAAUCGUUUUAUUAUCUAAUAGUUACCUCCCCUUUACAAACUGCGCCAUUUGCAACAACAAUUUUAGGCGCCAAAUGUUGGCAUAUUCUUUUGUACAGUAUUGACUAGCCUUUUGACGAAUGUAAGCCAGUUAGACGUGUGUUUGUGAUCUUAGAUUUAUUGGCCAUGUUCCUCCGUUUUCUCAAGAAACUUACUGGCAUAGACUUGCAAGUGAAUAAUGAUGCUGUUGUGGAUAUGGAGCCAGACAUUACAGUCAUGGAUCUUCCUCCUCCUGUAAUUGUAAACAUUUACAGUUAUCUAAAUCCUGAAGAUAUUUUGUCAAUGAGAAACAUCUGUCCAUUAUGGAAUCACCUAAGUUAUGAUGCAUCUAUAUGGAGAGAGUUGAACACAAGCAAUUGUACAGAUUCAUUCCUUUCCAAUGGCUCUUUCUGCAAACUACUUCAUGAGGUAGAAGCUUACAUUGAAGUCCUGCAUUUUGAUAUUCAGUAUAUAUCUAUACUAGACUACUUGACACAACCAGAAGCGACAUAUUGCCAGAACUUACAAGAAAUACACAUCUUUAACGAGAAAAAGAUAGGGAAAACAAUUGAUAUCAAUGGUUUGGAUCAAAAGAUGGUGAAGCUGUCUCAGAAGUGCAAACAAUUGAAAAAACUGCAGUAUGAAAAUUUGUUCAUUAAUACAGAUGCUGUUUUUGACAAGUUAAAGUAUUUCAAGUGUUCCUCUGACGAUGAAACAAUUGAUGAAACUUUGGAAGAGCCAACCAGACUUAAAGCUUUCAUCCAAAGGCAUCCACAGAUAGAAGACCUUGACAUACACCUCCCAGCGUUGCCUGAUGAUAAUGAACUUAGUGCUACUUCAAUACUGUUGGACCUCCCGCUACUGAAAAAGCUGAGAUUGUAUGAUAACUUUACAGAUGAGGAAAGCCCAUUGUUGCAGCCCAUCAACCAUCAGUUGAAUCUAGAGAGUCUAACUUUAUACUUCUUGUCUUAUGUCACGGAUGAAACCAUUGUUGCUAUCCUUACUAAAGUUCCAAAGUUGAAAAUUUUUGAUGUAAGGUACUGUGAUCUAGUGACAGAUGUUACACUGAAAUGUGUAGCAAAGAACUGCCGUGAAAUUACACAAUUUAGCAUUGUUGGUUAUCAUCCAGUGCUUUUUACAGGAGCUGGUGUAAAAGAAGUAGCUUUGAACUGUACCAAGGUGGAAUGGGUAACUGUGAUUCCAUGUUCUGAUGAUGAUGAUGAAGACAUUUAUGCAUUUAUUUCACAUUGCGCAGAAAAAUUGAGGUUGCUUGUUGUGAGUGGAGGAGUGACUGACAGAACAAUUUUGAAAAUGACAGAGAUAUGUCCGAAUAUAUUUUAUCUUGAUUUAUAUGAAUGCCCAAAGCUCACAGGGGCUUCCAUAUCUGCAGUGUUAAGGUGUUACAAAAAUUUGGAAUGUCUAACACUUACUGGUAAUAGUAAUAUCAAGACACUAGAUGACUUUUGUGAAGUUGAAGCCAUUAAAGUGUUGAAAAGUGACAAGCAGAAGAAUGUUGAAGGGAAAUGUGUUGUUGAAGAGGGAAAGUUGAAAGCUGUAAAACUAGACAAGAUUCAAGAACAGGAACAAUCUGGGGAAAAGCCUGAAGAGAUGGUAUAUGACAAACAUAAUGGUGUGGUGAACACUCUUGUAAAGUCUACAGAAACUGGUAAAAGAUUGUCAUUUUUAUUAGGUUUGCAUAUGAAUGGCUGUUACGAACUUACAGAUAACGUGCUCUUCAAUUUAGCUUGCUACUGUCCCAAUCUGCGUCAAGUACAUCUCUCAGGAUGUGUUGAUUUGUCAGACAAUACAGUGAAAACCUUUUUUCAAAGAUGCCCCUUUAUAUCUGGGUUUGACAUAAGCCUUGAAUACGCUCCAGAAAAUCUGGUAGGGGAGAAAGUAACAGAUAAAGGUUUAGCUGACAUUGCAAGGUAUGGAAAGAAACUGUGUAUGAUCAAGUUGGAUUUUCGUGAUAAUAUUACGACUGAAGGUCUCUUUGAGUUGAUACGCAAUUGUCCUAUUAUACAACAUGUGCAAGUAAGUGUAAUGGAGGGUAAAAGUAACUUGACAAAGGAGAAACUGAUGAAAUUUGCAGAGGCUUGCAAGCAGAAGUUUAUAUGUAUGAAAGAAGAUGGGACUGAUUCUGGGACGGAGUGCUGCUUGGACAUUUUCAUAUUUGAUGAAGAGCCAACAUCCUUCUCAGGAAAAUAUUUCUAUUUCUACUCUAAUUUUAAGUUUAAAGGUGAAUGGAACAUUGUAACUGAUAAAAAUACACAGUGACUGACAUUGUACAUAUGUCAUUGAUUUAGGUAGCCUGACAAAGCUUGCCUGCAGACUCAUGAUUAUUUUUCUCUUGCACAUGAAGUUUAAGAAAAAAUUUUACACAAUAAAUAUUUUGUUCUUGAAGAUUAUGUAAAAGAAAAAUAAAAAAAAAUUCAUCUAGCACAUGAGAAGGCUUUUUACAUAAUUGACUCAGUAUGCUAAAAUAAUAGCCCUUACAUGUUUGUACUCCAUUACUGAUGGGGAAGAAGUAUAUUAAAAGUAGUUUAAGCUUA
Ruditapes philippinarum (Manila clam) is the source of this 2608-nucleotide messenger RNA. RefSeq lists its product as uncharacterized. NCBI's taxonomy places the organism in Eukaryota, Metazoa, Mollusca, Bivalvia, Venerida, Veneridae. Gene Ontology annotation, cellular component: SCF ubiquitin ligase complex. The transcript has 2 exons. Gene Ontology annotation, molecular function: protein binding. Gene Ontology annotation, biological process: SCF-dependent proteasomal ubiquitin-dependent protein catabolic process. The coding region runs from base 204 to 2333 and encodes 709 amino acids. The record is from RefSeq and is a predicted model, not a curated record.